Bombina bombina (fire-bellied toad) is the source of this 947-nucleotide messenger RNA. Its product is annotated as motor neuron and pancreas homeobox protein 1. Lineage: Eukaryota; Metazoa; Chordata; Amphibia; Anura; Bombinatoridae. Gene Ontology annotation, cellular component: nucleus. The record is from RefSeq and is a predicted model, not a curated record. The coding region runs from base 171 to 947 and encodes 258 amino acids. The transcript has 3 exons. Gene Ontology annotation, biological process: central nervous system development; neuron projection morphogenesis; endocrine pancreas development. Gene Ontology annotation, molecular function: sequence-specific double-stranded DNA binding; DNA-binding transcription factor activity, RNA polymerase II-specific.
CCCCUGUCUGUUAACUACACAAGAAGAGACGUCUCAUUCAGUGUGGCCACCAGUUAGACAGAGAUGCGCAAAAGCAGCGGCGCUCACCUUAGGGAACAUAGAAAGUGCUAAGCAUAUUAUCACUUCCUGAGCCCACCACAGGGACGCUGUACAACUUCACCUGUCCCAUCAUGCACAAGGUAAUGGAAAACUCGCAGAAAUUCCGGAUAGAUGCCCUCUUGGCUGAGGAGCGCCCCCGCCUGCUGCCCCACCAGGGCAGGGAUAACCCAGUGUCACAUUCGCACCAAAUGUCCCAGCUGUUCCCUAAAGCUGGAUUCCUGCCUCUGACUAACCUGUACCCAGCACCUGUUUAUCAUUUGCCCUCUCUAGCGGCUCAGCACCCGAACUUUCCCUACAGUAGCUUCUCUGGGUUCCCUGUGCCUGGCACCGAGCACCUGAAGGCGACAUCACUGCCCCUGGAGCACUGGCUGAGGGCUGGGCUGCUCCUGCACCGGGGACCUGACCUGCACCCUUCUGCUCAGGCUGGGCUGAUGGGAAAAUGUAGACGUCCGCGCACUGCUUUCACAAGCCAGCAGCUCCUUGAGCUGGAGAAUCAGUUUAAGCUCAACAAGUAUUUGUCACGUCCCAAGCGUUUCGAGGUGGCUACUUCCCUGAUGCUGACUGAGACACAGGUUAAGAUCUGGUUCCAGAACCGCAGAAUGAAAUGGAAGAGAAGCCGUAAAGCCAAGGAACAAGGUCAGUCAGACCAUGGAAACAAACAGAGACCAGGACUAAAAACUGCAGCCAAAGAUGGUCAGGAUGAUGAUGAUGACGAAGAUGAAGAAGAGGAGAAUGUGGAAUUUCAUGGGACAGAGAUGGAUCUUUUAAGGCAUGCCAGUCAGCUGAGAUACAGCCCAGAGCCCUUGUCUUCUGAAGAGGAGGAGAGUCCAUCUAUGCUCUCUCCAUAA